Molecule: messenger RNA, 324 nt
Organism: Brassicogethes aeneus
Lineage: Eukaryota; Metazoa; Arthropoda; Insecta; Coleoptera; Nitidulidae
Source: the annotation of a GenBank genome assembly
AUGAUCAUUAAAUCUCUCAGCAUAUACAUUCUACUAAAUUUGGUAGCAUGUGAUAAUUCCUUUAAUCCGAGCAUACUGCAAGAUACAAGAAAUUUGCCUAAAGUAGAUGGUACUUUUGGAUUUCUUUACAAAACUGAAGAUGGCAUUCAACAUGCUGCUAAGGGAGAUUCAAAUGUCAAAGAAAAGAAUACCAUUUUCAGAGGUACUGAAUAUGAUGAAAUGGAGUUAAAAGAAAACCAAACAUCUAAAUCGGAGAGCGAAAUGGAGGAAGAUAUUCCUUACGCGGACUCUACCUCAGAUUCUGAGGCAAAUGAAAAAUUCUAA